Messenger RNA from Stylonychia lemnae, 1020 nucleotides. The record is from the annotation of a GenBank genome assembly. NCBI's taxonomy places the organism in Eukaryota, Ciliophora, Spirotrichea, Sporadotrichida, Oxytrichidae.
AUGAUAUCGAACAUGAAAAAAAUUAAUCCAGAUGCACAAAUAAAAUAAAAAACUAAAAAACAUUCCACAAUCAAGCAAGAAAAUUUUCCAAACAUUUAGAUUGGAAAGUUUAGCAAAGUUCAGCUUGACAAACUGUUUUAAUCAAUUACUUCGAAGGAUUUGAUUGAACUAACUCCACCUAUAUUCUAAACUAUUUAAAGUGCCUAAGAGACUACAUAUAACGAGUUUAGGGACUAUAUGUAAUAGGUAAAUAGCUUAAAUAGAGGAGGAAGUCUGAGUAAUUAUAAUUAAUACUCAAAUAACAUCAAAUAGGAUUCACACCUGAGUGUUCGGAAUUCCUAGGUUUCUCAAAUGAGAGAAAUUGAUAAAUAUGAAAUGAAAUCAAUUAAGUAGUCCCUCGACAACUAUCUAUUAAAAUCAUAGAGAUCAAACUUAAAUUCAAGGAAAAAAUCUUAAGAAAAUAUUUUGGAAGAUUUAAAUUUAGAGAAUGCUGAACCAAAAAAAUAAGUAGGACAAGUAUACUAUGAAAAUAAGACACCUUAGCCAAAUAAAUUAAACUAAAAUGAUGAAAGUCUCUUAAAACUUGAGAUUGAUUCUUUAAUAGACUCAUUAUCUAGUGUUUCGAUGUUUAGCCUCAAUGAAAGCAUCGAUAAUUAGUAUUUGCCUAGCUAAAAUGUAUUAAAGAAUAUGAAAACAUAAGAAAAUCCAACAAGGUAGAUGAAUGUUUGUGAAAUGCCUUAAACUCAGUAAAAGCGCAUUUCACUUGGCCCGCAAAUGAUUAGAAGAAAACUAGAUGGAAAUCAUGAAGUCAAGAAACAGUUUCUAAAUUACGUUUAAAGCACGAUAUUUGAAGAUGAAAUGAAAAACUCAUAGAUUAUUAUAAAAACUAAUAACAUGAUUACGGAAGAAAUGUUUUCUUAAUAAAGAAUAUCUUCAUUAGAAAAUCAGGCUUUUGGACCUAAACUCUAAAAAUCAAGUACAUAACUUAGAGAUUUUGACAUUUCAUUACAAUCAUUGUGA